GGGAGGGAGAGUAGGGAAGAACGAGACAUAGGGAGGUAGAGGGCAAGAGAGGGAGUGGAGGGAAAGGUGGACGAGCGAGGGUAGGAUUGUGAUGGGCAAUGAGUGGUGUGUGUCUGAGUGAGUGCUGGUGAACACAUGGGAGCCGAUCAAAGUUUUAUACGGCUGCUGACCGUGGCGGGCUCGUUCUGCCCCACUUGGGAGGGGGUACACAGCUGCACACAGUUAUUGAGGGUCAUUGCCUGUUGGAAUAUGGCUCCACUGAGGCUAUUCGAAUGCCUUCGACAUCCAGCCACAGUGGAAUACUUUUCAUCACAUCUUCCCUGCAGGUGGACCAAAGGUUCCCUCCUGAGCGGGUCCCAUUUGAAAGAGGGUGUCCGGUUUGUAAUUCCGGUGGACGGGAGGGAGAGUUACGGUGCACGAGAGUGGAGGGAAGGAGGAGUUAGUGUUGGGAGGCAGAGUUACGGUGCACGGGAGUAAAAGGAAGGAGACUUACGGUGGACGGGAGUAAAGGGAGGGAGAGUUACGGUGGAGGGAGAAAGUGAGUUACGAUGGACGUGAGUGAAGGGAGGGAGAGUUACGGUGGAUGGGAGUGAAAAAGUGAGUUUUGGUGCACGGGAGUAAAGGGAAGGAGGAGUUACAGUGUUGGGAGGCAGAGUUACGGUGCACGGGAGUAAAAGGAAGGAGAUUUACGGUGGACGGGAGUAAAGGGAGGGAGAGUUACGGUGGAGGGAGAAAGUGAGUUACGGUGCACGGGAGUGUAGAUGUCUCAGGCCUUUUGGGAGGGAGAGUUGCGGUGGAGGGAGAAAGUGAGUUACGGUGCACGGGAGUGUAGAUGUCUCAGGCCUUUUGGGAGGGAGAGUUGCGGUGGAGGGAGAAAGUGAGUUACGGUGCACGGGAGUGUAGAUGUCUAAGGCCUUUUGGGAGGGAGAGUUUGGUAGUGAGGCGCCAAGAAACAACCUGCAGAACACUGGACCCAACUCUGAUUUCCGCUCAUUCCUCUCUCACCCCUCCUCCAUUUCCCUUCCUGCCCUCCUCUUUCCCUCAACCUCCCUUUACACACCCCAUCCCGCGUGUCGCUGAGAGUCUGAAGACGAACGCGAGACAGCUGCUCCGAUUGGCUUGUGAAUGUGGGCGGUACUGUCCAAAAAAGAUGAAUGGCCAGCGUACUUGAUUGGGCAGAUAUAAGCCUAAGGUUGUGAUUGGCUGACUGGUGACCGCGGAGGGCAGUACCGAUUGGGUGCGCUGGCGGCGAUUCAGCUGACUCACGCUUUAGCCAAUCAGAAGCCGCACGUUGCGCAAACGCUAGGGAGGAGCACAUUCUGAUUGGAGGAGACGGAGUCGGCGGGGUGGGACUGCGACCAGCGGAGCGGGAGAUGGCGGAUACGAAGAACGCAGAGGAGGCCGGCGUGGAGCGGAGCGGCGGCGGCCCGGUUCCACGGCAGGGGACGAGCCGGUUCAGUGAUGCGCCCAGCCUGGAGGAAAUCCGAAAGCUGCAGGCACAGUUUACCGAUGAGAGGGAUUGGGAUCAGUUCCACCAGCCGCGGAACCUGCUGCUCGCACUGGUGGGCGAAGUGGGCGAACUGGCCGAGCUUUUCCAGUGGCGAGGCGAGGUGGCUGAGGGACUCCCAGGCUGGACCGACGCAGAACGGACAGCUGUCCAACAUGAGCUCAGCGAUGUGCUGCUGUACCUGGUCGAGCUGUCGGACAAGUGUGGUGUGGACCUUCCGAAGGCCGUGCUUGAGAAACUGGAGCUGAACCGACAAAAAUAUCCUGCUGCCCUCGUCCGGGGUUCUGCCCGCAAGUACACGGAGUACAGUAGCUAGGGGAGAUGACAGCAGAAGGGAGGUGACUCCCUCAACCCCUCUCUCUCAGGGAGAGAUCUGUACAUGACCAGUGUCUCUCAGUCCCUCUCUCUCAGGGGGAGAUCUGUACACUGACCGGUGUCUCUCUGUCCCUCUCUCUCAGGGGGAGAUCUGUACACUGACCGGUGUCUCUCAGUCCCUCUCUCUCAGGGGGAGAUCUGUACACUGACCGGUGUCUCUCUGUCCCUCUCUCUCAGGGGGAGAUCUGUACACUGACCGGUGUCUCUCAGUCCCUCUCUCCCAGGGGAAGAUCUGUACACUGACCGGUGUCUCUCUGUCCCUCUCUCUCAGGGAGAGAUCUGUACAUGACCAGUGUCUCUCAGUCCCUCUCUCUCAGGGGGAGAUCUGUACACUGACCAGUGUCUCUCUGUCCCUCUCUCUCAGGGAGAGAUCUGUAAACUGAACGGUGUCUGUCUGGGAGAGAUGUGUACACUGACCGGUGUCUCUCAGUCCCUCUCUCUCAGGGGGAGAUCUGUACGCUGACCGGUGUCUCUCAGUACCUCUCUCUCAGUGGGAGAUCUGUACACUGACCAGUGUCUCUCUGUCCCUCCCUCUCAGGGGGAGAUCUGUACACUGACCGCUGUCUCUCAGUCCCUCUCUCCCAGGGGGAGAUCUGUACAUUGACCAGUGUCUCUCUGUCCCUC
Molecule: messenger RNA, 2506 nt
Organism: Hypanus sabinus (Atlantic stingray)
Lineage: Eukaryota; Metazoa; Chordata; Chondrichthyes; Myliobatiformes; Dasyatidae
Gene: dctpp1
Product: dCTP pyrophosphatase 1
Exons: 3
Coding region: 1374-1823 (149 amino acids)
Biological process (GO): nucleoside triphosphate catabolic process
Molecular function (GO): nucleoside triphosphate diphosphatase activity
Source: RefSeq, a predicted model, not a curated record